Ricinus communis (castor bean) is the source of this 617-nucleotide messenger RNA. Its product is annotated as small ubiquitin-related modifier 2. The transcript is spliced from 3 exons. NCBI's taxonomy places the organism in Eukaryota, Viridiplantae, Streptophyta, Magnoliopsida, Malpighiales, Euphorbiaceae. Gene Ontology annotation, biological process: protein sumoylation. Gene Ontology annotation, molecular function: ubiquitin-like protein ligase binding; protein tag activity. The record is from RefSeq and is a predicted model, not a curated record. Gene Ontology annotation, cellular component: nucleus. The coding region runs from base 140 to 424 and encodes 94 amino acids.
AUUUUCUUUUUGUUUUCACUUUUCCUUCUUUCUUUUAGUUUUGUUACUCUCCUCUUUCUCCUUUCUCCCUCCCCUCUCUCUCUCUUUCUCUCCGUCUCUGUCUCUCUUAUAUUGAUUUCAGGCAAGCUUUAGCUUUACCAUGGAAUCAUUUAAAACCAUUACUGUCAGAGUUAGGAGCCAGGAUGGACGCGAAAAGGUUUUCCGGAUCAAGAUGGAUACACAGAUGUCGAAGCUUAUAGCUCGAUAUUGUGAGGAUAGGCAGUGGGAACCUCACACUGCAGAAUUUCUACUUAAUGGACUUCGUUUUCCAAGAGACAAAACACCAGCACAGCUCAAUCUGAAGGAUAAUGUUCUAAUUGAAGCCAUGAUGCACCAGAAUGGAGGUGGUUCCAAAGCCUUUUCAAUGCAUGCUCUAUACCUUUAGUAACGAAAGUCUGUAGUUGUAGUACUUUUAUGAUGUCAAAUCUGUGCCGAGUCUCUACCUGUAUUAGGUUAACCUUAAAUAUUUUCAUAAUUGGAUAGAUUUGUUAAACUUGGAUUAUGCUAUGGCCUGUUUUACAGGUUGAUGUAUGUUUAAAUGUUUUAUGGGAACAAAUUAGUUGCCUUUUGGCAUAUAA